Molecule: messenger RNA, 1656 nt
Organism: Anopheles nili
Lineage: Eukaryota; Metazoa; Arthropoda; Insecta; Diptera; Culicidae
Product: mitochondrial sodium/calcium exchanger protein-like
Exons: 7
Coding region: 1-1656 (551 amino acids)
Biological process (GO): intracellular calcium ion homeostasis; transmembrane transport; monoatomic cation transport
Cellular component (GO): membrane
Molecular function (GO): calcium:sodium antiporter activity
Source: RefSeq, a predicted model, not a curated record
AUGACGUUUAAUCUAAACGGUUCUCUGCUCCUACGAGUUGUUCGACACGCCACAUACGUGAACUUUCCACGUCCAGAUGACUGCUCCUACUUGCAUAAGCUGAGCGUCGACGAACAGUGUCAGUUCGUAGAGUCGUCUGAGGCAUGCACGGAAAGCGUCUUCUAUUUCAAUUAUGUUUGGUUCCUCUACUGCACUUUAGGGUCGGAGAGAGCGUAUCUUUUCAACGCAGGUUUCAUGUUUCUACUCUGCGUAUGUGCCUAUUACUUUAUCAUUUUGGGGACUACAGCGGACCAGUUCUUCUGCCCGACACUAGCCGCCAUUGCGGAAACACUGAACAUCAGUGAGACUUUGGCUGGUGUUACGAUACUCGCCUUUGGCAAUGGCUCUCCAGAUUUAUUUACCGCCGUCGCCAAUCCGGAUGAGGACACCGAGCUUAUGUUUGCGGAGUUGUUCGGAUCAGCCGCGUUCGUAAUCGGCGUGAUUGGUGGAACCGUCCUGUUGAUUGAACCAUUCACUUUCGCCCCUUGGGGUAUAUCUAGAGAUUUGGCUUUCUUCAUAAUUUCGGUCGUAUGGAUUUCGUUGAAAGCGGCUGAUGAGCGGUUCAACAUGGUAGAUAGCUCCGUGUUGAUAGGUCUUUAUUUGACGUUUUUGUUUCUGGUGAUCUGGGAGUUUGUCCUGGCUAGGCGAGAAAUGCAAACAGCUCGUGCAAGAGAAGCAUCAAUGCCCAAUCCAAGUGCAAGAAACGAUCAUUUGAAUGUCGAAUCAAACGUUCCAGCUAACGCUGGUUUGCUAGUUGAUUUCUGGUUUCACAUAAAGCCCAUUGAUCCUGAAGAAUGGAGCCUAGGAGGAUGCGUAACAAGGACGAUUUGUCUACUGAAGGCCCCGUUUGUUUUAUUGCUUCUGUUAACGAUACCUAUUGUGGACGUAACAGCAGAGCGUAAUGGCUGGUGUAAACUACUAAAUAUCUGUCAUUGCCUCACGUUGCCGUUAAUGGUAGUGUUUGUAAAUGGUUUGGCUUUCAUAUGGAUUGCACACGUGCCUCUCUUCAUGUGGACCAUGUUAGCAUCGCUACCGUUUAUGAUUGUUAUCUUUUACACAUCGCGAACCGAUCGAUGUCCACAGUUCCACAGAUGUUUCACAAUUCUUAGUUUUUUGGGGUGCGUGCAGGCCAUUUACAUAAUCGCCCAGGAAGUUGUGAGUGUUCUUGAAACUUUAGGAUUAGUGUUGAAGCUUUCAAAAUCCAUUCUCGGAUUGUCGAUGCUCGCAUGGGGAAAUAGUAUCGGUGAUCUAUUCUCGAACGUUGCCCUAGCUCGCCAGGGUUACGGCAAGAUGGCUUUUGCUGCAUGUUUCGGCGGUCCUUUGCUGAAUCUUUGCUUGGGAUUGGGGCUAACUCUGAUGGUAAAAGCUUUUGGUUCAUUUAACUUAGUAGCUGAAGUUCGCAAAGGAGUGAUGGGAGAAAACUGCGAAGCCUACCUGUUUCAGAUCCUUACCACCACCUGGCUGUGUUUGCUUUUCACCAAUUUUCAAGGACGUAGAAGUGUUGGAAUCUCGAUGAUCAUAACAUACGGUAUGUUCUUAAUAUUUUCAUUCCUUGGCGAGUUCGAACUCCUCCAUCCGUUCGGUACGGAUCACCAGUCGGAUCCAAAUGCCGGAUGA